This is a messenger RNA of Drosophila biarmipes, 3241 nucleotides long. It is a transcript of the gene RhoGAP16F, whose product is annotated as rho GTPase-activating protein 15. Bases 1212 to 2699 code for a protein of 495 amino acids. The record is from RefSeq and is a predicted model, not a curated record. Lineage: Eukaryota; Metazoa; Arthropoda; Insecta; Diptera; Drosophilidae. Gene Ontology annotation, biological process: regulation of GTPase activity; signal transduction. Gene Ontology annotation, cellular component: cytoplasm. The transcript has 4 exons.
UAGAACUAAGCAGAGAUAAGGGCUGCCACUGAUGAGUAGUGAUGGGAAGUAGGUACUUGUACUGCGCAUCUAAGGAACCCUUUAGGGGAACCCUCACACUUAUAUGUACGGUUCUUGUAAUAGUUAUUGUCAGUAUUGUGCCAGACUUGUCCGAUCUUAGAUACUUUCUUAACCAUAUAUUUGUCUAAGAAUAAGAUGAGGCACCUCUCAGUCUUAUAUAAGCCUAACUUAUUCUUCAAAAGAUAUUUAAAUGAUAUAUUUAUAACCCUUUGAGGCACUUACUACAUUUUGAAGAGCUCCAACUGACAUUGUGAUUUUUCCCAUACCGGAUAUUGAAAAUUCGGCACUUCCUACGUAGUAUAUCUAUAAAAACCAGUCCAGUGCCCUUCCCAUCACUGCCGAUAAGCUGUUCCGUAUCUGCCAGGGCUGGUCAAGGCCCUGACUUGCUCCAGUUACCCACAAAUUGCCAAAGUCCAGGCCGCCGCCGAGCAGCCCGCAGAAGCCAUUGUCAGCCACUUGCCAGAGUAAACACAUCGAUAUGCGCGUGGGAUAUGGAGUGUGAUGUGCAUAGGGCGGGUAGGAGCUGCCCGCCAGUGCAUUUCACACAUUAUCGUCAGUUCUGCAACAGCUAGUUUUAUUUAUAUUUGUACCGAGUGCUCCGGCAUUUGUUUGGCUCCCCCGCGCUUAUCUUAUCGGGAGUGUCGGAGUGGCUGGGACUGUGGAACAAUUGGAAGUGCGAUAAGCGGCCACAGAAUGCCAGGCGCUCGCCCCGGCCAGUCAGUUGAAAUCGGAGCUGCCUGCGAAUUAUCCACUAUCCAUGACCGACCGGCCAUCGGGCCACUGAUACUGCGUCAUCCGAAUCGCCAGGGCAGGCAAGAUUGGCCCAGGAAGAGUCAUCGGCGGCGAAGGAAGCCCCAGAAGUGAGUUGUGGUCAACGGGUGUUGCUGCAGCAGCUGCUGCUGCCACUUCUUGGGACAACACAGUGGGAGUCAGCGGAAAUUGGCUCUUGACAAGCGGAAGAGUUCUGCCACUGACGUCACUUGCCCCCGGAGGAGGAGGAGGAGGAGGAGGCGAAGCGGGCCACUCCCCACCGGUCAGCUGCCUCACCCCUUGGGCGCUGCUGCGAUAAAGCCCAAGAGCAGCCAAUCGAGAAGAAGCCCAAGUGGCGAGGGCGGCGGGAGUGCGGGCAACCGAUAAGCCUGGCCAGCAUCAUGCAGACGACGACCAGUCAGCGGCCAGUAACGCCUGGCACUCCAGACUCGGCACACAUCGUAAUCGGCGCCGCGGGAUUCGUGGCCCACGAGAGACGCCAGCCCGGAAAGACUCUGAUGAAUUGCUUUCGCGACCGCUCCACGACCUCGUCGUCAUCGUCAUCGUCGCAGGGCCCGCACGCCUAUAUGCGCGGCCACAGCGUCACCUCGGGCACUCUGUUCCGCCUGGAGGGCAAUGGCGGCUCGAACUGCACCCUGGACAAGGCGGGCAAGCAGGACACGGGGCGCCCCGAGGCGGUCGUCCUCCUCAGGGAGCUGAAGACCAAGCCCAACAAGCUGGCGCUGCUGAAGAGCAGCAGCACCAGGGAUCUGACCCGCCUCUUCCUGGACGAUUCCACCAACACAGCCGUGCUGGUCUCGAACACCAGCCUAGACGUCUGCUCCUCGAACUCCAGCUCGGCUGGCAGUCCGGCGGUGGGCAGGUCCAAGGGCAGGGACCGCCACAGCGCCAUGGAGUGCUGCAGCGCCUGCUCCAAGCGCUGGCACGACCUCAAGCAGCGCAUGCACACGCUGGAGCAGGAUCUGCUGGUGCAGACCACCUACGGCCAGGAGUUGGAGCAGAAGGUGGGCGAAAUGAGUCGCCAGUUGGGCGAACUGCUGCAGGAACGGGACAGGGAGAAGGAGAAACAGCGCUCGGCGGGAUCGGGCGGCGGUGGCGCGUUCGGCAAGCGGUAUCCGGCCCACACCACCGGCAGUCCCAAUGUGCGACCCUCCCGCCUGGUGGCCUGGAUGAAUCUGUCCAACUGGUUCAAGAGCCGGCCCAGCGUGGAGACCCUGCGGGAGCAGCGCAUCUUCUUCGACGAGCCCUGCUUCGACACGGAGCUGGAGAUGGUGCUGAAGCACGACCAGUACCGCAACGUGCCCCGCAUCGUGGUCGACUGCUGCGACCUCAUCGAACAGAAGUAUCGCAGGUCCACGCAGCCCAUCGAGGGCAUCUACCGGCAGUGCGGCGACUACAACAAGAUCCAGACGCUGCGCUUCAGCAUCGACGCGAACGACUACGACGCACUGCGCCAGCCGGACGUGGACAUACACACGCUGACCGGGGUGCUGAAGCUGUUCCUGCGCGAGAUCAAGAGCCCGCUGGUCAGUGUCAACGAGGCCAAGACCUUCAUUGGCCCGCCCAACCAGUGGUUGCUCACCGAUCUUUCCGCCAAGCUGGACACUCUGAAAAGACUGAUACGCUCGCUGCCGGAGAUCAACCGCGACACCAUGGACUACAUCUUCGGGCACUUCAACAGACUAACCAAGGUGCCGCUGCAGCAGAUCAGCGCCGAAACGCUGUCCAUAUCGGUGACGCCCUCCAUCUUCCACACAGUGCCGCAGGGCGUCCACAUGCAGGACAUCCAGCAACUGCUCCGCGAGGGCGAGACCCUGGCCGACUGCGUCAAGCUGAUGAUCGAGUACCAGGGUCGCAUAUUCGAGUAAGUGAGUCCCGUUGCGGAGGAGCAGCCCCCGGUCUCCCUGGUGAAGGUGCAUUGGUGUCCGGCCGCCCGCUACUGUUCCCCCCACCCGAGUCCCAGCCGCUUGCGCCUCAUCCAAACCCGUGCUCAUCCCUGUGCCGUUGUCUCGAAAGCUUUGCUAACCACACGAACUCCUGAACCCGUACCCGCACCCACUGUACCUGCAACACCAAUCCCCCACCCCCACGUCCCGUCGUCUACAGAUGCACCGCCGACCGCCGCCGCCUGAGCAUGCGCAACCUGAAGAAGACCCUGUCGCAGCCGGACCUGCUCUUCCACAACCUGUUCUGAUCCGAUCUGACCCGAUGGCAUGGAUCAAGGGAUCCUCGGAUCCCAGAGAGAGCUCUGUACAUAUUGAAUGACCCUAGGCGCUUAAGUUUACUAACCCACAUGCAGGCGAACUAGAACCUAUGUCCUAGUAUUUUGUGUGGAUUUUUUACACUUUACUUUAUAAACUAACUUUUGUACUUAUGUUUAAUAAACUGAGAGGUUAUCACCUUGACAUAA